Molecule: messenger RNA, 1708 nt
Organism: Mytilus trossulus (common blue mussel)
Lineage: Eukaryota; Metazoa; Mollusca; Bivalvia; Mytilida; Mytilidae
Product: transcription factor RFX4-like
Exons: 14
Coding region: 62-1600 (512 amino acids)
Biological process (GO): regulation of transcription by RNA polymerase II
Molecular function (GO): RNA polymerase II cis-regulatory region sequence-specific DNA binding; DNA-binding transcription factor activity, RNA polymerase II-specific
Source: RefSeq, a predicted model, not a curated record
UAUAUUGUAAAUUUUACAUUUAUAUGAAAUUUGAAACAACAGUUCUAACCUAUUCACUGCUAUGAUGAGAGAUUUGAAAUAUCGUGUGGAGAGACCACAGUAUUUACGAAUGACAUUGGAGGAUUGUUCCAUGUGCCUGACAAAUUUUACGGACCCUGUGUUCUCAUCAGUAGCAGUAUCUCAAAUACAAGCAGAUAGUGAAAUAGAAGAACUAAUGGAUGUUCAGUGCAACCAGUUGGAGCUACCAGAUCUUUGUCCCAUUGAAACAGCCAGUCAGAGUGGGAAAUAUGAAGAUGCAAUUAAAAAUCUGGCAGAUAGUAUUUAUUAUAGUACUUUUCAGGGUUCUGGUAAAAUUCAGUCCCCUAAAAUAGAACAAUGGCUGUCUGAUAAUUUUAUAGAGCAUGAAGAUAAGAAUGUUGCUAGAGGAGAAAUGUACAACUACUACUGUGAAUGCUGUAAGUUUCACAGAGAAACACCUUGUAACCAGGCUACGUUUGGAAAGAUUGUCAGAGUUGUCUUUCCUGGAAUUAAGACAAGAAGAAUAGGGAUCAGAGGUCAUUCCAGGUACCAUUAUUUUGGUAUAGGACCAGUCAAGAACAAAGAAAAAUUCUCUCCAUCUAUACCACACAGAUCCUACUUUAGACAUGAAGCAGAUGAUCACAACCCAGCAGUGGUGCUACAGUGUCCCAACAGAGUGAGACCUAAUGGAUAUCAUGAUGUAGAGCUAUUUUUGGCAGAUUUUCCAACUAUUGAAACCGUAGCUAUUAAAUGUAAACACAAGAUUCUGGCAUUUGAAUUUUUACAGAUGUACAAAGAUCAUGCUGUCACAUUAAUCAGUUCAAUUGUUAAUGCAGAAUUUGAUAAGGUAACAAGAUGUAUAUCUGAGUUCUGGACAGGCCUUCCUGUGAAGAUGUAUCCACUUCUUAACCAAUUAGACUUUGUAUCAGUCGUAGAACAGUGUGAUUUAUUGGUGUACUUUGUUAUCAAUGAUAUUCUCGUACCAACAGUUCCCUAUGUUGUCAACAAGGGAAUAACAGAAGCUGUGAAGAGUCUACUGCACUGUUUACCAGAAUGUUUGACAAAUAGUUUGAUCCUGUUACCUGAUUUACUUAGAACACAGAAAUUAAAAGUUUACCAAGAAUUUCAAAAGAGUAUUCAGAAACAACUUCAUAUCAGUUGUAUAUACACUGUAGCUUGUGUUGUACUCAGGAAUCAGGAUGUAGCUAGUAAAUUACAUACUGACUGGACACACCUAGACAGCAAGGAAGUAUAUGGGAGGAUUUCUACAGUCUUUCAACAAAUUGACUUAAAAGAUGUUCUUUUUUAUAUAAAGAAAAUAGACAUGAUACUAGAUAGCAAGAAGGACAUACCUGCACAGUUAACAAGACUUGUCCACACAGUGUUACAGACAUAUUGGAAGUCGACUGACAGACAGAAACCACAAAUUCAGUUGUUUGUCUUACAAUGGUCAUACAUCAGUGGACAAAUCAUACAACUUCUUGCUGGAGAACAUUCCUCAGUUACAGGACUAUUUCUGCUGUUGGAAGUGUUGUGUAAAGACUACUUGAUGUUCCUUAUUGAAAAACAUGUAGAGAUUUAAGAUGUAAUAUGAUGGUUGCAAAAUUUCAAAAACUUUUUUUACCAUUCCUUGUGCAAUAGAUGCUGACAUUUGAGUUUUAUUUGUUUUAAUAAAACUGUUACAACAGAA